This is a messenger RNA of Telopea speciosissima, 408 nucleotides long. RefSeq lists its product as uncharacterized. NCBI's taxonomy places the organism in Eukaryota, Viridiplantae, Streptophyta, Magnoliopsida, Proteales, Proteaceae. Gene Ontology annotation, molecular function: nucleic acid binding. Gene Ontology annotation, biological process: DNA integration. The record is from RefSeq and is a predicted model, not a curated record. The transcript has a single exon. Bases 1 to 408 code for a protein of 135 amino acids.
AUGAAAGCGGUUAGUCAGGCGGACAUCAUCCAGUUCCUCAAGAGCCACAUCAUUCACAGGUUCGGGCUCCUAGAGACCAUCACUUGUGACAAUGGGACCGUUUUCACAGGGGACGAGGUUGUAGCUUUUAUAGCCGAGUUGGGGAUAACGUUCACUCAUUCCACCCUAUAUUAUGCACAAGGCAAUGGGCAGGCUGAGGCUAGUAACAACAUAUUGAAGGGUUGCUUGGCCAAAGUGGUAGAUGACAACCCGCGGAGAUGGGCAAACAUGCUUUCUAAGGUUCUGUGGGCAUUUAGUACAUCACAGCGGACUAGCACAGCCGUCACACCCUUCGCCCUGACAUACGGCCACAACACGAUGCUUCCCAUGGAGAUUAGUGUGAAGUUAGCACAAGUCACGUACCAAUAG